AGCUCCAUUUUUUUUUUCCUCUUCAGAGAAGAAACUAAGGCGAAUCAAGGGUUUAAACAAGGAAGUGACUUCCAAGGACAUGCUCCGAACUCUGGCCCAAGCUAAGAAGGAGUGCUGGGAUCGAUUCCUCCAAGAGAAGUUAGCAUCAGAGUUUUUUGUCGAUGGACUUGAUUCUGAUGAGAGCACCUUGGAACAUUUCAAAAGGUGGCUUCAGCCGGAUAAAGUCGCCAUCAGCACAGAGGAGGUCCAGUUUCUCAUCCCUCCAGAGUCGCAGGCUGAGAAGCCAGAGGCUGAGUUCAAGCCAGCGGCAGGAGAACAAUAAAUUACACACAUCUACGCCAGGCAGCUGUGUGGGGCCCGGAGGGAACGGUGGAGAGCUUGACCACGGCAGCAAGGAGAAACGUAGGGAGAGAUAAUGCCCAGGCUUCCAGUUCACAAAGCAAACAGCUGCUGGCCCCCAGGACCUGCUUGGGGCUGGCUUGUGUGACUGUCUUGGAUGAAGUAACUGACCCUGAGUGUGCUGGAUCAGAAAGCUUGACUGAACUCUGUUGCUGCAGGUUAGAGGUUUGCAAGGAUCCAGUGAGGAGCAGGGCGGGGCAGUUCUUGGAGACACUGGCGCUCUUGUAUAGAACGUAUCAGUUAAGUGAGCCAUAUUUUUUUCCCCACUUCUAGGUCUUCAGGUCUGUGUCUCAAGCAUUCCAUAGCAAAGUAGUCAGGAGCAAGUGUAGCCAAGGAGAGUGAAGUCAGCCUCCUUGAGUCCAAGCCCUUGUGGGACUUUCUCACAUACUCAUCGUAAACAGAAGGACUCAAGAGAAACGGGCUUUUCCUUUUGAUUUGUUCCUUGUGUCAAAAAUGGGGAGGGGGAGGAAGUGUGAAAACGUGUUUAUAUAGGUGUCGAUAUAUUUUCUUUUUCAUGGCUUCUCCCCAACUUCUUUUUGUACCAAGUUUCAAAUUAGACUUGUAAAUAUGGUUUCGUGUUUGACACAACCCUUGAUUAGUUCCAAACUUGCUCCCUGCGGCAACUUUCCUGACUGAGCUUGCAUUUGCUCUUUGUUUCUUGUAUUGUUGUUCCUGUGAAGUUUGAGUUGUCCAUAUAAAACUGUCUCUUUGGAGCAA
Molecule: messenger RNA, 1116 nt
Organism: Microtus ochrogaster (prairie vole)
Lineage: Eukaryota; Metazoa; Chordata; Mammalia; Rodentia; Cricetidae
Gene: Ccdc32
Product: coiled-coil domain containing 32
Exons: 2
Coding region: 80-322 (80 amino acids)
Biological process (GO): cilium organization
Source: RefSeq, a predicted model, not a curated record